Messenger RNA from Aethina tumida (small hive beetle), 1538 nucleotides. Its product is annotated as transmembrane protein 120 homolog. Lineage: Eukaryota; Metazoa; Arthropoda; Insecta; Coleoptera; Nitidulidae. The transcript is spliced from 2 exons. The coding region runs from base 234 to 1466 and encodes 410 amino acids. Gene Ontology annotation, cellular component: membrane. The record is from RefSeq and is a predicted model, not a curated record.
AUAUCAUAUAGGUCUAGACUAGAAAGUAUUGGUCCUGCUAUUAAGGUCAUCAAGUUGCUUAUUACCUAAUAAUACUUAUUUAAUUGUGAUUUUGCCUUGGAUUUUAGUCGAUGAUCGUUGAAAAAUACUUUGUACUUGUUGCUUUUCAAAAUGAGUUUAAACUGCUGGACAUCAGUUCGUCGCAGGAACGUAUGUCACUCUAAAUAAAUCCAGCGUGUAUAACUGCUUCAUUGAUGCUUCAAUUUCACCGGCGUGACGUCACGGAUGUGAAAAUUAGCAGCACACAAAACGAGGGUAUUCGGUCGACCUUAGUGCACAGUCAAAAUACAAGUCUUAUCGUUAUCACGAUCACUUGGGACACAUGGGUGUCCACGUCCGCGUUCAUUAGAAGCAGUGCAUCCGUCAAAAUGGACGUGUUCGACGAGUGGAGCGAACUCGCUGAUGACUACAAACAAUUGGAGAAGCAAAACGAGGCGUAUCUGUCGCAAUUGGCCGCCUUGAGUGCUGUGCAAGAGAACUGUUUGAAGAAAAUCGCCCAUCAAAGGUACAGGAUCGGUGUCAUCUCUAAAUAUCUGAGGGAAUUGGAACGGAAACCGCGGAACAACAAUGAGCAUUUGGAGAAAGUGGAAAAGUUGAAGAACGACAUCCUAAAACGUGAAGUUGAUUUGCAGCACAUCGAAUCAACGUUGCCCAGGACGGGAGGGAAGUAUCUCCGAGUGGUGUUGGGUAACAUAGACGUGUCCUUUUUGAAUAAAGAUGCCAAAAUUAGAUACAAGGAUGAAUACGAAAAGUUCAAGCUUAUAUCACACAUAAUUUGCUUCGUAGUGGUGUUGAUAAAUCUGCAGGUACAUUUUAGACCGUUGGAAUUAGCCUAUUUCUUUUUCUUGGUAUGGUACUAUUGUACUUUGACCAUUCGAGAAAGCAUCCUGAAGGUGAACGGUUCGAGGAUUAAGGGCUGGUGGAGAAUACAUCACGUUAUAUCCAUCGUGACUUCAGGAAUUCUAUUAAUUUGGCCUGACAAUACUAUUUGGCACGAAUUCAGGUACCAGUUCUUCCUUUACACCAUCUACAGCUGCAUAGUUCAGUAUCUGCAAUUCAAAUAUCAAAGUGGGCAGUUGUACCGUUUGAAAGCCCUUGGAAAAAGGAAAGACAUGGACAUCACAAUCGAAGGCUUUCAUUCUUGGAUGUGGAGAGGGCUGUCCUUUUUACUUCCAUUCCUUUUCGUCGUCUACAUCGUUCAGUUCAUCAACGCAGUGACUUUGUUCAGAUUGUGCUUGUACCACCCAUACACUUGGCAUGUGCCUGCACUGAUAGUACUCUUUGUGGUGCUUUGUGUGGGAAAUACAGCCACCACAAUUAUGGUGGUACCUGACAAAUUAAAGAAGAAAAUGAUUGAUCAGUAUCGAUUGAGAAUUAACUUUCCCUCUAUUCCUUCUGUAAGUAACUUUAAUGGUACCAAAAAAUAGGUUUUUAAUUAGUUAUUGCAUCAAUAACGUUUAUUUGUGAUAUAUUUUUAGAUAAUAAAAGUUUAUUUAUGC